Podospora anserina S mat+ is the source of this 1164-nucleotide messenger RNA. RefSeq lists its product as uncharacterized. Gene Ontology annotation, cellular component: intracellular anatomical structure. The transcript has 2 exons. Gene Ontology annotation, molecular function: oxidoreductase activity, acting on NAD(P)H, oxygen as acceptor. The record is from RefSeq and is a predicted model, not a curated record. The coding region runs from base 1 to 1164 and encodes 387 amino acids. NCBI's taxonomy places the organism in Eukaryota, Fungi, Ascomycota, Sordariomycetes, Sordariales, Podosporaceae.
AUGCAGGGACUUGAGAGGCUUGAGAGCCUAUAUAACAGUCUCCGUUUGUCAUUGUUGCCUCGACUUCACAUUCCUCCAAAGAUAAGCGAGACAACUGCUUGCGACACAAAGCCUCCAGCAGACACACUCUCGGAAGCCCCCACAGACCCUCAAGAGAACAACACCCCAAGAACGCGUCAUAAAGCCACAGAAAAUGGCCUCCCUCCUCCCCAGAACUGCAUCCAGAGCGGCCAGAUCCAUGACCUUGCGACCUGCCACCUCACUCCCCAGAAACAACCCACUUCAUGGGCCCCGUCACACCACCACCAUCCCCCUUCCCAACACCACCCGACCCUUCUCCUCCUCCAACCCCUCCAAACCGACCUAACCCAACCCCCUUACUCCCCGCCGUUCAAAGACCUCUUCUCCCUCCAAAACCACAUCAUCCUCAUCACCGGCGGCGCCCGCGGCCUAGGCCUAACCCAAGCCGCAGCCCUCCUCUCCGCCGGCGCCAAAGUCCACGCCCUCGACCUCCUCCCCCCAACCCCCGAGUUCCUCUCCGUCCAGCAGUCCUUCCCCUCCGGCGCCCUAACCGCCCACCAAGUCGACGUGCGCGACCAAUCCGCCCUGGCGACCAUCGUCGGCGGCAUCGCAGAAAAGGAAGGGAAAAUCAACGGCCUGGUCGCCGCGGCGGGGAUACAACAAGAGACGCCCGCGCUCGAGUACAAAAAGGAAGAUGUCGACAAGAUGAUGGGGGUGAACGUCACGGGCGUGUUCAUGACCGCGCAGGCGGUGGCGAGGGAGAUGAUUGCACGAAAGCAGAGGGGGAGUUUGGUGCUCGUGGGCAGCAUGAGUGGGACGGUGGCGAAUAGGGGGUUGAUUUGCCCGGCGUAUAACGCCUCCAAGGCUGCGGUCUUGCAGCUUGCGAGAAACCUCGCCGCGGAGUGGGGCGAGCACGGCAUCAGAGUUAACUCGCUUUCGCCCGGGUACAUCGUCACGGAUAUGACGGCAGGCUUGUUCGACGCCUUUCCCGAACGGAGGACCGCCUGGCCGGAUGCCAACAUGUUGAAGCGACUGAGCUAUCCGGAAGAGUACAGAGGCGCGGCCAUCUUUUUGCUCAGCGAGGCAAGCAGCUUUAUGACGGGGGCUGACUUGAGAGUGGACGGAGGGCACUGUGCUUGGUAA